CUCAACCCUCCUUUUCUCUCUCUCUCUCUCGCGUAAGCAGUUAAGCGCACGGAUCUUCCCACCAGCCUCCGCACCGCCGCCUCCCUCGCCGGAACCCUAGACGCCGCCGCCAUCGCCGCCGCUGCUGGAUUUCUCCGGUGGUGCCGUCCCGGCGAGCCGAGCGGGCCGGUAUGAGUAGCCACCGCAAAAACUUCCGCCGCCGCGCGGACGACGAAGAGGACGCCAACGGCGACGGCGGCAGCCACCCCAAGCCCGCCACCAAGACCCAAACCCUAACGGUGCCCAAGCCCAAGUCGCCGCCGAGGCGCCAGGGGGCGAGCCGCCUCAGCUUCGCCGACGAUGAGGACGAUGAUGACGCCGAGGAGGGCCCGUUGGCGCCUCGCCGCCGCCCUACGGCCUCCGUGCGCCCGGCCCGCACGGCGUCCCCUGCUGCGGCGUCGCUCCAUCGCCUCACGCCCGCCAGGGAGCGGCACAGGAGCUCGCCGGCGGCUGCUAUUGCUGCGGUGUCGGCGCCCAAGCCCUCCAACUUCCAGUCUCAUGCUGGGGAGUAUACUCCAGAGCGCCUGCGCGAGCUCCAAAAGAACGCCCGCCCACUCCCCGGCAGCCUCAUGCGUGCACCACCGCCGACUCUGGCACCUGAGCCCCGGUCUCAGAGGUUGGCUGGAGCCCCUGCCAGUUCCACUCCUACUACCUCCACGGCAGCUGCAACAGAACCAGUGGUUAUUCUCAAAGGCUUGGUCAAACCUAUGGCAGAGGCAAGCAUUGGGCCAAGGAAACCCUUGCAGAAGGAGGACGAAGAUAAGUCUGAGGAAGAGGAGGGAGGAGAUGAAGAGGACGAAGGGCCAGUGAUACCUGACCGUGCGACUAUUGAAGCCAUCAGGGCGAAGCGGCAGCAAAUGCAGCAGCCAAGGCACGCAGCUCCAGAUUAUAUCUCCCUUGAUGGUGGUGGUGUGCUCAGCAGCAAGAAUGCUGGCGGUGAGUCCAGUGAUGAGGAUGACAACGAGACAGGGGGUCGGAUUGCAAUGUACACUGACAAGUCAACUGACGGCCUGAGGAGCACAAAAGGUGUGUUUGGCGGGAUCAACAACAGGGGUCCUGCUGCCAGUUUGGGUGCUCUCAGUGAUGGGAUCAGGGAGGUUGAGGAUAACAUGGAUGAUGAUGACGAUGAGGAAGAAAGGAGGUGGGAGGAGGAGCAAUUCAGGAAGGGGCUUGGUAGGAGGGUGGAUGAUGCUUCUGCUCAAAGAACAGCAAAUGGUGCACCAGCUUCUGCUCAGGUUCAGCCGCAGGCAUUUGGAUACUCUGUGGGUUCCCAUCACCAGCCCUCUCUUAGUGGUGCUGUACCUGCAGCAUCUGUUUUUGCCUCAGGAAGCGUGGAAUUCUUGUCCAUUGCUCAACAAGCUGAUGUUGCAAAUAAAGCCCUGCAAGAGAACAUCCGGAAGCUUAGGGAGACUCACAAGACAACAGUGAGCGCUUUAGUAAAAACCGAAACACAUCUUAAUGAAGCUCUUUCGGAAAUAUCUAGCCUGGACAGUGGUUUGAAGGAUGCAGAAAAGAAGUUUGUGUAUAUGCAGGAGCUCCGCCACUAUAUUUCAGUGAUGUGUGAUUUCUUGAAUGACAAGGCAUUUUAUAUAGAGGAGUUGGAGGAACACAUGCAGAAACUACAUGAGAAUCGAGCUUUGGCUAUUUCUGAGAGGCGUGCAGCUGACCUAGCCGAUGAAUCAGGUGUGAUUGAAGCUGCUGUAGAUGCUGCAGUGUCUAUUCUUAGCAAAGGAUCAAGCUCAGCUUACCUGUCCGCUGCAUCAAACGCUGCGCAAGCAGCAGCUGCUGCUGCUAGGGAAAGUUCCAACCUCCCACCCGAGUUGGAUGAGUUUGGCAGAGAUAUCAACCUCCAGAAACGUAUGGAUCUUAAGCGCAGGGAAGAAAAUAGGAGAAGGAGAAAAGCCAAGUCAGAGUCAAAGAGAUUGGCAUCUGCAGUGAAGAACAAUGACAUUGAGAAGAUUGAAGGAGAGAUAAGCACUGAUGAAAGUGACAGCGAGAGCACUGCUUAUGUUUCCAGCCGGGAUGAGCUGCUCAGGACUGCUGACGUUGUGUUCAGUGAUGCUUCAGAGGAAUACUCGAGCCUUCAAAUUGUCAAGGACAAGUUUGAAGGUUGGAAAACUCAGUAUCCUUCUGCAUACCGAGAUGCUCAUGUAGCUCUGAGUGCACCAUCUGUGUUCACCCCUUAUGUGAGACUGGAGCUCCUGAAGUGGGAUCCCCUCCAUAAAACAAUUGAUUUCUUCGACAUGGAUUGGCACAAGGUUCUUUUUGACUAUGAUGUGAAAGAUAAUGAAAGUGCCUCAGGAGGUUCUACUGAUACGGAUGUGGUUCCGGUCUUAGUAGAAAAGGUGGCUCUUCCUAUUUUGCACCACCGCAUUAAGCACUGCUGGGACGUAUUGAGUAGCAAAAGGACUGAAAAUGCUGUAGAUGCUAUUAGGAUGGUGAUCGGUUAUUUACCAGCAUCAAGCAAGGAUUUGCAUCAACUACUGGCUUCUGUGAAAAGUCGUCUAACCCAGGCCAUUGCUGAUCUUUCAGUUCCAGCCUGGGGAUCAAUGGUGACAAGGACUGUUCCAGGUGCCACUCAAUAUGCUGCAUAUAGAUUUGGAGUUGCGACACGUCUGCUAAGGAAUGUGUGUCUGUGGAAAGACAUCCUUGCAGAUCAUGUUGUUGAGGAGCUUGCUUUAGACGGACUACUGACUGGGAAGAUUCUUCCUCAUAUGAAGAGUAUCAUUCUGGAUUUUCAUGAUGCAAUCACUAGGGCCGAGAGAAUAGCUGCCUCACUUUCAGGAGUUUGGAGCAAACAAAGCCAAAAGCUGCAGCCUUUUGUAAACCUGGUGGUUGAGUUAGGAAACAAGUUGGAGAGGAGACACACUUCAGGCAUUAGCGAGGAAGAGACACGUGGUUUAGCCCGUCGACUAAAAAACAUAUUAGCAGGACUGAAUGAGUAUGAUAAAGCUAGAGCUAUUUCGAAGAACUUUCAGCUCAGAGAAGCCAUUUAGCUCAUCCUGGAUGUAGUGUGAGGAUUCCAGUUUUGACAGAGAGGCAGGUUCUAUAUCCUUCCAUUUUACUGAAAUGUUGUAAUUCUGAUUAUCUGUACAUCUUGGUCAUGAGCUCUUUCUUAGUCCAGUGCUUGAUGCUAUGAAAGCAAAUUGUGUUGCCUAUAGGUUCCAGCAAUUUUCCAAAACCACCUGUUAUAUUUUUGUGAGUUUAA
This is a messenger RNA of Setaria italica (foxtail millet), 3247 nucleotides long. Its product is annotated as transcriptional repressor ILP1. The coding region runs from base 171 to 3035 and encodes 954 amino acids. NCBI's taxonomy places the organism in Eukaryota, Viridiplantae, Streptophyta, Magnoliopsida, Poales, Poaceae. The transcript is spliced from 2 exons. The record is from RefSeq and is a predicted model, not a curated record. Gene Ontology annotation, biological process: mRNA splicing, via spliceosome; spliceosomal complex disassembly. Gene Ontology annotation, molecular function: DNA binding. Gene Ontology annotation, cellular component: U2-type post-mRNA release spliceosomal complex; nucleus.